AUGAUAUUUCUUACAACACGGACGCACAAAUUUGUUACUGCGCGUUUUCCCUACAUUAAGGAGGUUAUGGACCCAAACGUGGAAAUUUUUUCGUCGUAUAAAAAGUGAUUUUUCCGUGCACGGGUGAUAGAAUGAUUGAAGGCGAAUACGAAAACGAUGCUGGAACCUCGGGGCAAGGAAAUGCAGCACCAGCUGGAGAAUUUGCGGCCAGCAAGUGGAUCUGUUACUGUUACUAACGGAAGCGGGAUGACUGUAACGGCCACUGGUUCGGCCAACUUGAAGCCGGCAUGUCAGGAGAGUUGCACUCCUGUUCAUAAUGUUCAACUGAUCCCGCAGCUGUCGGUGAAUCUACUUUCCAUUAAUCAAAUAGUCAAAAAAGGAGAUGCUGUCGUCAUCACGUAUGUUGGAUCAAGCAGCGCGAAGGUUUGGCACCAGCGACUGGGACAUCUUCAAAAGUAUUACGAAAUUGGUCAACGGAACGGUGGAUGGAAUCGCGACCAACAACAGAAAUACGGUAGACUGCAAGGUGUGCGCGAUUGGGAAACAUUGUCGGCAUCCCUUUAGUGAAGAAGGCUCACGUGCAAUGAAAAUGCUCGUUGUGGUACACACAGACGUUUGCGGCCCCAUGGAGGUGUAAUCACUUGGCGGAAGCAGGCAUCGUAUUGUAUUCGUGGAAGGUAAAUCUCGGAAGAUGUGAACGUAUUUCCUCAAAAUAAAAUCGGAAGCCAAUGUAUUGAGAACCUUCCAGGAAUUCCAUUGAUGAUCUUUUUCUUCUUUGUUUUAAAGAGGCUUUAAACUUUCAAUUCUAUUCGCCUCUAGACAUCAACGACAAUCGGGACAUGCCGGGAAUGAGCACGUAAAUAAAGGAUUCGAAAACUACUUUAAUAAACACGGCAUUCAACAUCAGAAAACAACAACAUAUAUUCCGGAGCAAAACGGCAUAACAGAGCGCGCAAACCGUUCUAUUAUUGAACGCGCUCGUUGCUUACUGUUCGAGGCAGGGCUGGCGAAGACAUUCUGGACUUAGGCCAUACACACACAUACACACAUCCGAACAAGUCUGGUCUGGAAAGAAGCCUAAUAUGUCCCACCUUCAGAUCUACGGUACGAAAGCGAUGGUUCAAGCACCCAACCAAAGGUGAUAGGAGUGGGAUUCCAAAUCCCGUGAAUGCAUUUUCGGUUGAGAUACGACGACAACACGCUCUACGAUCCACAGUCGUGUAAAAUUUCCAUUGCUCGCGAAGGUACGUCAAGCCCAACGGUUGAGAAGCAACAUCCAGCUUUGAUCCUGCUAGACUUUGAGUUCAUCUCCUCAUCGCUAACCUCGGUCGAGAAGGGCGAAGACAUAGACGGCGAGGAAGAGUCCUCCACGGGUUGCAACAGUGAAGACGAGGAAAUUUUUAAUGACUAUCAAAUUACGAACAAAGGUCUACCGCAUUUACAAAUUUUACCGAGAGCUGAUACGAACGAGAGUGAAUUGGUUGCAUUAGCGCAGCUUGCAUCUUAGGAGAUGUUCAGUGGGUUCGUAAACCGCGAUCGAAAUGGACGCAGUUAGGGAUCCAAUGGCUUGUGGUGAUCUGGUUACAUAUCAAGAGACGGUGUCGCGGGAAGACUUGAUGCGUGAGGAGUAUGAUGCGCUGAAGCCAAACAAUCCGUUGACACUGACUGCCUUUAA
This is a messenger RNA of Toxorhynchites rutilus septentrionalis, 1675 nucleotides long. RefSeq lists its product as uncharacterized. The record is from RefSeq and is a predicted model, not a curated record. The transcript is spliced from 2 exons. Bases 157 to 564 code for a protein of 135 amino acids. NCBI's taxonomy places the organism in Eukaryota, Metazoa, Arthropoda, Insecta, Diptera, Culicidae.